AUGGAGAUUAAAGCUCCAAUGUUAGCAAUAAUUGUUGACUUCAGUAGCUCCAGUUCUAGUGAAUCCGAUGAUAGAUUAUUUGAUGACAGUGAGGAUGAAAAUAAGAGAAGACCAAAAUUGAACCGUGAUACUUUUUACUAUUGUCUUACCUUGAUAAGGCCAGACUUAAAGGGUACUCCUGGAGUUGCAGGUAAUAUGCCCAUUGAACCUGAAAAACAAUUAUUUAUAGCAUUGUGGUUCUUAGGAAGUCUGGACACUUACAGAUCAGUAGUGACUAAAUUUGGGGUCGGAAUGGCUACAGCAUGGAGAUCUGUCAAGAGAGUUGUAAAAGAAAUUUGUAAAACUAGUAAUUCCUUCAUCAAGUGGCCAUGUCCUGAAGAAGCAAACAUAAUUUCUCAAGUAAUAGAAGAAAAGUAUGGACUUCCAGGAGUAAUCGGAGCUGUUGAUGGAACACAUGUAAAAACUCCAACUCUGAAACGAGAUGCUCAAUCUCAUGUUAAUCAGAAAAAUGUACGCACAGUACAACUUCAAGUUAUUUGCAACAAUAAAUUGAAGUUCAUCCAUUGCUUUUGUGGGAUGCCUGGAUCUGUUCACGACAUAAGGGUGUUUAAGUUUUCUGGUGUGCAGCAAAUGUGUAACAAUGCAUUCUUCAGAGAUCAUCAACACAUCUUGGGGGACUCAGCGUACACUAUCCAGAAGCCCGUUCUCGUUCCUUAUAGAAAUGAUAGAUAUUUGACAGUGAAGCAAGCGUAUUUUAAUAAAACUCUCUCCAAAAGUCGAAGCAUGGUUGAACGCUCCAUUGGACUGUUGAAGUUGCGUUGGAGGUGUUUGUUAAACCAAAUGCACAUGAAGAGGACGGAUCUUGUACCAUACUACGUACUGUGUUGCUGUGACCUUCACAACCUAUGUUUAAAGCACGAAGAUGAGUUGGACUAA
This is a messenger RNA of Copidosoma floridanum, 936 nucleotides long. RefSeq lists its product as uncharacterized. The record is from RefSeq and is a predicted model, not a curated record. NCBI's taxonomy places the organism in Eukaryota, Metazoa, Arthropoda, Insecta, Hymenoptera, Encyrtidae.